Paramormyrops kingsleyae is the source of this 1167-nucleotide messenger RNA. RefSeq lists its product as uncharacterized. The record is from RefSeq and is a predicted model, not a curated record. NCBI's taxonomy places the organism in Eukaryota, Metazoa, Chordata, Actinopteri, Osteoglossiformes, Mormyridae.
GAUGCAUUGCGUCAGGACCAGAAUGCAUUGCUUUAAGCCAGCGCUUUAAGCGUCUGUAUUAAGUUAAAUUAACCUAUUUUCCAUCCAGUUAACUUUAAUGAUAGUUUGUGAACUUGAUUACGCAUUUCUGCAGUGGAACAGGUAUUGUGUGUUUCUGGGUAGAUUGUUAGCCCUGUAUUAAAUAUCUAAAUAUACAUUACUUGAACCAUGGCAACUGAAACCGUUCCAGUCGUACUAACUGAUUCUCAAGGCACAUUGUUACUGCAUGUGCCCAAAGACGUUGCAGAAAAGCUAAGGACUGAUAAGGAGUACUUGGCUAGUCUAGCGCAUCAGGUUAGAUUAUCUACAAUGUUGCAAGCACCAUCGGAGUCCCAAAGACCCACUGCUGCAACCCCACCUGGGCCCCUGAACCCUGCCAUUCGCGCCUGUCCACCAGCAGCACACUCGGCAGGCCCUAGUGCUGUGGACGAGGACUCAGACCAGGACAUUUCAGAGUCACAACCAGAAAUGAAACACCGGCUCACACUUUUUCUGCUUGCAACAAUAAAAAAACAUCGCUCCCUUUUCUACACAAAUAAGCCCGCUUUUUAUAGAAGAGUCUGUAAAGACAUGUUACAAGGGGACCACAAAUGCUCAGCGGAGCAGAUAAGGAAGAAAAUUUCUAACAUGUUGGCGACAUACAAAAGGGUCAAAGACAGAUGUCAGACCACCGGAGAGGCAAGAAUCAACUGGGACUAUUACACAAUUAUGGAUGAAAUAUUCGGCCAGUCAGGUGCUGGGAGUGUCACAGAGGGCACGAUAACCUCCACGCCCCUCUCUACCCCUCAGCCUUCAGCACCAGAGCCUGGUCCUGAUGUUUUCACCAUGAAGGCUACUGAUGGCGUCCUGGGUAGGAGGCCAGCAAGCCAAGCGGGAUCAUUCUUUGAGUCAUACGAAGCCCAUGCUGAGCGGAGAAGUGCUGUGCUGGAGUCCCUUGUACGCCCAGACUUGGAGAGGUUCAGGAGGCUGAAGGAGAGGAGGAGGAGAAGCUUUGAGAAGAAAGUUGUCACAAGUCUUGGGCAAAUUUCAAAGAACUUGCAGGAGAUUGCUAAAGGCCAACAAGAAAUUGUUAAACUCUUGCAGAAUGUACAGCGCACAUAAAAAAAUAAAAUAAAAAACAAAACUGUG